AGUACAGCAUCUCCGCGGCGGCCAUCGCCAUCUUCAGCCUGGGCUUCGCCAUCGUGGGCACGGUCUGCGCGCUGCUGUCCUUCGGGAAGAAGCGGGAUUACCUGCUGCGGCCGGCCUCCAUGUUCUACGCCUUCGCAGGACUCUGCAUCUUCGUGUCGGUGGAAGUCCUGCGGCAGUCGGUGAAGCGCAUGGUCGACAGUGAGGACACCGUGUGGAUCCACUACUACUAUUCGUGGUCGUUCGCCUGUGCCUGCGCGGCCUUCGUCCUGCUCUUCCUGGGCGGGCUGGCCCUCCUGCUCUUCUCCCUGCCCCGGAUGCCCCAGAACCCCUGGGAGUCCUGCAUGGAUGCAGAGCCCGAGCAUUAG
Dipodomys ordii (Ord's kangaroo rat) is the source of this 365-nucleotide messenger RNA. Its product is annotated as voltage-dependent calcium channel gamma-1 subunit. Gene Ontology annotation, molecular function: calcium channel regulator activity; voltage-gated calcium channel activity. Gene Ontology annotation, cellular component: L-type voltage-gated calcium channel complex; membrane. The transcript has 2 exons. Gene Ontology annotation, biological process: regulation of calcium ion transmembrane transport via high voltage-gated calcium channel; calcium ion transmembrane transport. The annotation marks the transcript as partial. The record is from RefSeq and is a predicted model, not a curated record. NCBI's taxonomy places the organism in Eukaryota, Metazoa, Chordata, Mammalia, Rodentia, Heteromyidae.